AUGGAGCGGGGCCUAGUGAUUCUCCUGGCCCUGAGCCUGGGCCUCCUGCGGCCAGGCCGAGCCACCUCGGCCUCAGGCCAGCCCCUACAGGUGGAACCUCCAGAACCAGUAGUGCCCGUGGCCCUGGGCGCGUCUCGUCAGUUCACCUGUCGCCUGACUUGCGCUGGCCGCGGGGCCGCUGCAGUACAAUGGCGCGGUCUAGACACCAGCUUGGGUGCGGUGCAAUCAGGCGCCGGCCACAGCGUGCUCACCGUGCACAAUGCCUCGCUGUCUGCGGCGGGCACCCGUGUUUGCGUGGGCUCCUGCGGGGAUCUCACCUUCCAAAGGACUGUGAAGCUCAUGGUGUAUGCCUUCCCAGAUCAGCUGACCGUCUCCCCAGCAACCCUGGUACCUGGAGUGGAUCAGGAGGUGGCUUGUACGGCCCACAAGGUCACACCUGUGGGCUCUGAUGCCCUCUCCUUCUCCCUGAUCCUGGGGGACCGGGAACUGGAAGGGGUCCAGGCCCUGGGCUCCCCUGAGAUAGAGGAGGAGCCCCAAGAGGAUGAAGACCUGCUGUUCCAUGUGACACAGCGCUGGCUGCUGCCCCCACUGGGAACCCCCAUCCUGCCUAACCUCUAUUGCCAGGCCACCAUGAGGCUGCCUGGCUUGGAGCUCAGUCGCCACCAGGCCAUUCCAAUUCUGCACAGCCUGACCUCUCCGGACCCAUUCAACAUGACCACUCUGGAGGCCCCCAACGUAACCUCACCGGAUCCCCCUGAUAUGACCUUUCUGGAGCCACCCGACACAAUCUCAUUGGACCCUCCCAACAUAACCUCACCAGAGCCCCCUCACAUGACCUCCCCUGAUGCCCCCCACAAGCAGGGCUCCAUGUGGACUUGCUGCUCUGAAAUCAACCAGGCUGUGCCUACAGAGGGAGGAAUGGCCCCCAAAAGCUCACCCAGCCCGGGGCCUGGCCAGCCGUCCGCAGCCUUGUGGACUGGCAGCCUGUUGCUGGCGCUGCUGCUCUUGGCCUUCCUCACCUAUCGCCUGCGGAAACGCUGCCGCUGCCCAAGCCCUGGCUAAGGACCACGCUCAGUUGCCAGCUUCUCUGCCACGCCCCCUCCCGGAGUCAGCCUGGGCCAGAUUAAGGGAGACCCACUGAACAAAGCAGCCCAUCUUGAGUCGCUGAUGUUUGAGGGAUCUGGACAGCAUGAGGGCUGACCAUGGGCCCCCUGCC
Messenger RNA from Otolemur garnettii (small-eared galago), 1216 nucleotides. RefSeq names its product mucosal vascular addressin cell adhesion molecule 1 (gene MADCAM1). The record is from RefSeq and is a predicted model, not a curated record. Lineage: Eukaryota; Metazoa; Chordata; Mammalia; Primates; Galagidae. Gene Ontology annotation, molecular function: integrin binding involved in cell-matrix adhesion. Gene Ontology annotation, biological process: heterotypic cell-cell adhesion; integrin-mediated signaling pathway; leukocyte tethering or rolling. Gene Ontology annotation, cellular component: membrane. Bases 1 to 1062 code for a protein of 353 amino acids. The transcript is spliced from 5 exons.